AUGAAACACUCUAUAGUUGUUGAAAUCAAAGGAAAAAUGUUAAUCAUAACGUUCGGACUUAUUUUAUUUUUCUCAUCGUCUCAAUCCGACAGCCUUUUUAGGCCAAACUUGCCUGUGGGCGAAUAUCUCAUAGUGUAUGAUAAACUAUAUCCGUGUGAAAAAACAAAAAACUAUCCACUUCAAUUCAAUUGGUAUUUAAGUAAAAAGACAUCAAAUGUAACGGAGGUAAAAGGCAAUACGACAUUUUUGAUACCAUUCGAUGAUACUCUUACAAUCGAUUUUAAUUUAGCAUCUUGGGGAUCAACUGGUGGAUGGGUGCCAAAUGCAUAUAUUGUCAAGACAAAAAAGGCAUGCAGUAAUGCAAAAUCUAUCUUUGGAAAUUCGUGGCUUAAAUUUAUAGAGGGUUUUAACAUUCCAACUGAUAAAUGUCCACUACCAGUG
Molecule: messenger RNA, 441 nt
Organism: Acyrthosiphon pisum (pea aphid)
Lineage: Eukaryota; Metazoa; Arthropoda; Insecta; Hemiptera; Aphididae
Exons: 3
Source: RefSeq, a predicted model, not a curated record